AUGCGGUGCUUGUCAAGCUUCACAACAGAAGGAAUACUGCAAAAUCACGAUGAGGCCUGCACAGGUCUAAACAGCAGGCCAACGCGAACAGAAAUGCCCAGAGAGGGUGAAAACCACGUUUUCUUUCAAAACGUGGGCAAGCAGCUCAAAGUCCCAUUUAUUAUUUAUGCCGACCUCGAGGCAAUAAUUGACAAAAUAAAAAGCUCCAAAGGAAACCUACAAAAGAGUUACACUGUGUAAACAAGCCAACACACCGCAUGUGGUUAUGCGUACAAGUUGGUGAAAAGCGAUGGAGAAGCCUGGGAAACAAAAUUCUGCCGUGGGGUAAACGCUUUGGAAGAGUUUCUAAAGGCGCUUUUGCGAGAAUAGGAAAGGAUCAGAGAAGAAUUGAGAAACGUUGUUCCUAUAAAAAUGGAGCAAGAUGAUUGGGAAGAUUACAACAUUGCAACUAAUUGCCGCAUCUGUGAAAAGCCCCUGGUGGCUGAAUCCUUUUUGGACUCCAUAUCUGUUUUCUACAUGUCCAACACGGGGGAGUACAGCCAACAGGCACACACAAAAAAAUGGCAUUUCAAAGACAUAUUUAUCGGGCCCUAAUUUCAACGCAAAUCACUCGUCAAAGUGGAUAAGUGGAUCAAAGACAAUCAAGAUCCACACUGCUUCAAACUGUUGCAUCGCUUCAACUACUCGACUCCGUGAGGGACCUUUGCCACCUGCCACCUGACUGUACAAUAACGUGUAGAAGCCCACUCCGCCUGCGAUCUGCGACUCCGGAUAAGAUCGGAGCAAAACCCUAAUUCCCGUGGUUGUUCACAACAUUAGGGCGAGGCUACAAUGCCCAUCUCCUCUUUCAGGAGAUGUCGAAAAUAAAAAAAAAGGAAACUGGAGUGCAUUCCUCAAAACACGGAAAAGUAUAUCAGCUUUUCUUUGGGAGGGCUUCAGUUCCUCGACAGUUUGAGCUUUUUGCAAGCAUCAUUGGAUUCCCUUCUAAAAAUGCUUCCAAAGGAUGCUAGACUACGAGUAGUCCCCCAUUUUUCCUCAGGGAUAGUAGAGCGAGCGAAACGCCAGCGCGCGUGAAUUAGUGGGGUGCGCUCUUUUCCGCUGUGCGCCGCCCCUCUCUCUUUUUACUCCCUGAUGUCUGUUUCGGAUUCGAAAACUUGAUUACGCAACGAGAGUGUUGCGUUUUGAGACUAACCGUCUUCCAUGGAAGAGCAAGGUACACGAGGCGGAAUCUCGAUGGUGAGCAAGCUCUUUGCAAAAGCCAACAACCCGUGUGUGAAAGAUUACGACCCAAACAAACCAAACAAUUACAUUUUAUAUCUUGACGCAAAUAACCUUUACUGUUGGGCCAUGGGGCCAUGUGUAAACCUCUUCCAAAGGGUAAUUUUGCAUGGAACACUGUGUUGCCUAACGGAAAAGCCAAUCCUCGCCAAAAAGGAAGAAGCAAAGCGAGGAUUGAUUCUCGAGGUGGAUUUGGAGUAA
Molecule: messenger RNA, 1479 nt
Organism: Porites evermanni
Lineage: Eukaryota; Metazoa; Cnidaria; Anthozoa; Scleractinia; Poritidae
Source: the annotation of a GenBank genome assembly